Messenger RNA from Manduca sexta (tobacco hornworm), 3243 nucleotides. Its product is annotated as cleft lip and palate transmembrane protein 1-like protein. The transcript is spliced from 8 exons. Lineage: Eukaryota; Metazoa; Arthropoda; Insecta; Lepidoptera; Sphingidae. Gene Ontology annotation, cellular component: membrane; endomembrane system. The record is from RefSeq and is a predicted model, not a curated record. The coding region runs from base 276 to 1892 and encodes 538 amino acids.
AAUCGUGUUUCUGUCUGAGCGUCUACUUUGAGUACCUAUAAUGUCAAGUUUCAAUUCAAUUCAAUUUUUAAAUUGUAGCUCCAUCGUUGGCAGACGAUGGUUUUGCCAAUGAGAAAGUUGAAAGUAGGAAAAGUUUGUUAAGUUUCAAUUGCCAUCCCAGAUCAACUGUCAAUGUCAAAAAUCUAAAUUGUCAUUUCCGAGUUCAAGUGUUGAAUUAUUUUUGAUGCGGCUUUAUUCCAAUUUUUAUUAAGGUUAAUAUUAAUAACCUAAUUAAAAUGAAAUAUAUAUCGGUUUCUUUGAUUCUUACUUUAAUAUUUGCUGGAUAUAUUAUUAAUACAAUAUGGACUUUGGCUGAAAUAUUCAUACCGCCAGAAUGCAGUCGUGGCGAAAGAUGUUUUUCUUCGUAUUUGGCUGCAAAUCCAAAACAGCAUCUCGUUUUGUACACUUCUGUAAAGGAACAUUCGUAUUCAGAGGGUUCAUCCUCAGAAUCGGUGACAAAAGUUUACACAUCUUUAAAUUUUGACUAUCAAAAUCCAAGUACUAUUGAGUUAACCUUGAAGAUACCGCGAAAAACCCGCAAUAACGGGACAUUAUACAUGCAUGCUGUGUUAUUAGAUGAUAGUCAACUUUAUAAAACGUUUGACGACAUCCGUCGCACGGAAUCAGUGCACACACUGCCUCUCAUAACACACAUCGAACCCCAGGCUGCUACUUUCAACCUUCUGGAACAUAAUGUUGAUGAGGAGAAGACACAGGCCAAAGGUUUAAAAUCUUAUUCCCAUAUAACAACAGUUGUGCCACUGUCAAUACUCUCAGACAAAUUGAAUCUCCCCGCUAAUAAGAUACCUGGUGAGCUAUAUCCACACAUCAGGAUAAGGAAUGGUAAAUUUUUGCCAAUAAUACAACACAAUGUGCUGAAAUCUCGAAUAGUUCAUCUUCAGUUGCUUAACACAAGUUCAUCAAAUGUUAAUGUGACUGUUAAUGUAGCACCUUCAUCAUAUGGUUCCUUCCGUUUGGCCCUUCAUGUGCGAUUGGCUCUGGAACAACUUCAUAUGCUUGGAUUCAGUGAGAAAGAUGUUGAUGAUGUCAAAGGAAUAUUUGCAGAUACAAAUUUGUAUUUAUUGUCUGCUACAGUUUUGAUAGCUAGUUGCCAUUUGUUGUUCGAUUUCUUGGCGUUCAAGAAUGACGUAUCAUUUUGGCGAAGCAAACGUUCGCUGGCGGGUUUGUCCGCCCGCACUGUAUUGUGGCGAGCAUUCUCACAACUGGUCAUAUUCUUCUACCUCGUUGAUGAGCAGACAUCACUACUUGUUCUCAUACCAGCUGGAAUCAGUGCAGUGAUUGAGCUAUGGAAAGUGACGAAGGUGCUGCACGUGCGCGUGUCGCUGGCGGGCUACAAGCUGCGCGUGUGGCGCGAGCGCGGCGCCGACGCGGCCGAGCGCUCCACGGCGGCGGCCGACGCCGAGGCCAUGCGCUACCUCGCCAUGCUGCUCUACCCGCUGUGCUUCGCUGGUGCUGUCUACUCGCUCGUCUACGAACCGCACAAGAGCUGGUACUCGUGGGCUCUGCACAGCGUUGUGAAUGGCGUGUACGCGUUCGGGUUCCUGUUCAUGCUGCCGCAGCUGUUCGUGAACUACCGGCUGCGGUCGGUGGCGGCGCUGCCGUGGCGCGCCUUUAUGUACAAGGCUUUCAACACGUUUAUAGACGACGUGUUCGCAUUCAUCAUCACCAUGCCAACGGCUCAUCGUGUCGCUUGCUUCAGAGAUGAUCUUGUGUUCCUCGUAUAUUUGUAUCAGAGAUGGUUAUAUCCAGUUGACAAGUCCCGUACCGACACUGCUUCCAGCAUGGAUGAGAGUCCAGAACUGCCAGAACCCCCUAAACAAAAAGAAGAAUAAUACUCAUGCAUUUUGGCAUGCAAUUCUGAUUGUAUACUGAGGCUAAUUAUGGUACGCACCAUGAAAAACAUUUUAUUGACUGCUGGUAUGGAGGGAAAUGAUAAUAUUUUCUUUUAUUUAAUUUUAUAUUCAAAGUGAUUGUGACGAAUUUAAAAUUUGAUUGACUGUUAAUUAACUUUAUUAUUGGAAUAGAAAAGUACUUUCUAUGACUAUUAAGUUUAAGCAAAAAAAUCGUAAAAUAGUCUUAACUCCAAGAAAUCUUACCACUUGUAAUAGUGUAUGAAAAAAACAAUUAUGUUAUGUUUUUUUUUUUUAAUGAAUUUGUGAUAAAAAAAAAUGCAGUUACUUAUUUUCAGUCUUGUGAAAAACAAAGAAUAAUAAAAGGCAUAACAAUUGGUCAUCAGUAAACAUACGAGUUCGAAAAUCCAUAGACCCAUUUUGUAAUAUAAAAUAUUAUCAAACAUAACAUCACAAGAGUUGUCAUGACAUUAAGUUGAUCCGUCCGGAUUUUCGCCUGUCCUUGUAUAAUGUGUGGUAUGUUUUACCAAUAAUUGUCAUGUAUUGUGUAUAAUUUUUAUUCCUUUCUAAUUGCACUGAUUUUAAAAUAAUUUAUUAGUAAAUAUUUUUAUUUGUUUAAAUGCUCAAAUUUAAUGUUAUUUCAAAUUAAAUAGACAAUUGUACACCUACUCAAAGAUUUUUGAAAUUAUAUCCUAUUUUAUUUUAAGUUUACCAUUUAUUUUUUAUUAGUCGUUGCUUUAUUAUUUUUAUUUGUAUUACAUAUAGUAAAAAAAGUGAAUUGCGUAAAGUUAAAACGAUGCCACAAAAUAUGUUAUGUUGUCAGGAGCAAUUUUCAGAUAAAUUGUAGAACGGUGAUUUCGAAAUUUUGCUAGCUAACUGCCGAGGAGAGCUUGGUAAUAAUAAAUUUUAUUUUACUGUAUUUUCCGCAGCUGUACCAAAUAUUUAAGCCAUAUCGGCGACAUCCUAUCGUCUGGCAAGGAAUAGUCACAAAUGUCCAUACGAUUUUUAUCUGGACGCUCUACUUAUCGCCAGGUGCAGUGAAGGCAUGUUGUCAUGGUCGUUUAAAAUAAUAGAAAAAAGUCUUGCACACGAUACUUGUUGAGCAUCAGUCUGAUGAUCAGUAUUAUAAGUAAUACAGGUAUUGCUAUAAUCCCACUGCUAGGGACGGGCAGACUGUAUUGGGGGUCUUUUGUUUAUGUUGCCAGCCUAAUGCGGAUUGAUCCUCAUAACUUCCAGCUUUUAUAGAUGAUUUCAGGAAUGAAGGUUUCCUUACGAUGUUUUGUAUUUAUUAUAAUUGUUAUAAUUGACGUGCAAUAAAAAUAUUCUACCUUUA